Molecule: messenger RNA, 1611 nt
Organism: Fukomys damarensis (Damara mole-rat)
Lineage: Eukaryota; Metazoa; Chordata; Mammalia; Rodentia; Bathyergidae
Gene: Uros
Product: uroporphyrinogen III synthase
Exons: 11
Coding region: 552-1382 (276 amino acids)
Biological process (GO): uroporphyrinogen III biosynthetic process
Molecular function (GO): uroporphyrinogen-III synthase activity
Source: RefSeq, a predicted model, not a curated record
GUCUGUGCGCAUGCGGGAUCGCCCACCAAGGUGCGUUCCGGGGUCCAAGAUCCGCGCAGCGGUGCUGAACGCCGAGUAUAGUCCUGCAGUUCGCCUGAGUGGUGACAGGCUCCAAUUCUGUUGUCAUUCCCCCUGGAGCUUGUUUUCUGGGACUGCGAGAUCUUGCCCCUUGACGUUGCGGAGCAUCGUGCAGGGCAGGGUCCCGCCUCUUAGCCCUUUGAGGCCUCGUCAGUCCCGCGAGGUCACCCAGUGAAGUACCAUGGGCCUGGCCAACCCACUCCUGAUCCAGCCAGCAAGCAAAUCAGAAAGAGGACUGGGAGGGACCAGUAAUUCCUGCUAAAGACAGGACCCACAUCACUUCAUCUUCCAUCCUAUGGAUAGAAGCGAGUCACUGGGCAAGAUCUAGGUACACAUUUUUAUUUUAGGCAACCAAGUGCCCAGGUAAUAACGAGGGAUUCCAUUCUGGUGAACGAGAAGGAAGAGGAGAAUUUGGGCACAGCUGGCAGCCUGCACCACGCCUGCCAGUGCCCUGGAAGGACAGCCAGGUCAUAAUGAAGGUUCUCUUACUGAAAGAUGCAAAGGAGGAUGAUUGUGGCCAGGAUCCGUAUAUCAAGGAAUUAGCAUUGUAUGGUCUUGAAGCCAUAUUGAUCCCUGUGUUAUCAUUUGAGUUUCUGUCUCUCUCCAACUUCGCUGAGAAGCUGUCUCAUCCAGAAGAUUACGGGGGACUCAUUUUUACCAGCCCCAGAGCAGUAGAAGCAGUGGAGCUAUGUCUGGAGAAAGACAAUAAAACUGAAGGCUGGGAAAAGUCUCUUAAAGAAAAAUGGAACACUAAGUCAGUGUAUGUAGUUGGAAAGGCUACCGCUUCUUUAGUUAAUAAAAUUGGCCUGGAUUUUGAAGGAGAAAACUGUGGAAAUGCUGAAAAGCUCGCAGAGUAUAUUUGUUCCAGGGAGCCACCAGCACUGCCUCUUCUGUUUCCCUGUGGAACCCUCAAAAGAGAAGCCUUGCCGAAUAUGCUCAAGGACAAAGGGAUUCCCAUGGAAAGCAUAACUGUGUAUCAGACAAUUCCACAUCCAGGAAUCCAAGGGAACCUACACAGCUACUACUCCAAGCAGGGAAUCCCAGCCUGUGUCACAUUUUUCAGUCCCUCUGGUCUUAGAUACAGUCUCAGGCAUAUUCAAGAGUUAUCUGGUGACAGCAUUGAUCAAAUUAAGCUUGCAGCUAUCGGCCCUACCACAGCUCGCGCUCUGGCUGCCGAGGGCCUGCAUGUGAGCUGCACUGCAGAGAGCCCCACACCACGAGCCCUGGCCGUCGCCGUCAGGACGGCGCUGCAGCCCCUUGAUCCCUGCGGCACUCUUGGGUCCCGUCCUUCCCUGUGCCGGUGAGGGCAGCACAACUGCUGCCACUGAGCAGGAGCCCAGCACCAGGCAGGAGCUCUUGAGAAACUGCGACCAUCGAGCUCCUACCUCACACCUGAGUGGAAGCACCUUGGUCAGAGAUGGAUCCAGCCCUGGGGUUGGCAUCCAGCCCAGGUGCAUCCCAGUUCCCAGACCCUGCAGGAAGGAAAUCAAAUAAACCACACAGGCUACCAUGCUCACUGAGUGGAUUCUUUCC